This is a messenger RNA of Trematosphaeria pertusa, 1715 nucleotides long. RefSeq lists its product as uncharacterized. Lineage: Eukaryota; Fungi; Ascomycota; Dothideomycetes; Pleosporales; Trematosphaeriaceae. The record is from RefSeq and is a predicted model, not a curated record. The transcript is spliced from 6 exons. Bases 242 to 1669 code for a protein of 475 amino acids.
UGCAUUACUCCCUCCAGAAAUGCAACCACAGAUGAAGCACGGGCUGCAGCAGGUCACACACCCGUCCAGUGGAGUAGCUUCUAUGUAUCGGCCCUUAUUCCUAGCCCCCGUAUUCACUUGCUCAUUCCGUACCAGGUUUCAACGGUCCUUAGCGAAUGAGCUGAUGCCUUCUCCCGCUAUAUCUAUAACCAUGUGUCCGGGAGGGGGUUUGCUCGGUUUGCCGUGAACUGCGUAAGGCGAGAUGAUUCUGGGCAACGCGGAGUGGGAGUGGAGGGUGCAGAGUGGUCUAUGCGGCGUUCGUGUGCACGAUGUUAACGUUUUUGCUGGGCUGGUCCGGAAUAACGUCGGCGCCCAUUGCCGGCUCAACAGUCUGCCGAACGCCGGCGCCUUGAGCGCCAAGAUUGCACGUGCUGUUAGACGAAGUUUCAGAACAGCGAAACAAACCUGUCGAUCCGCAACCUCACCAGCUUCGCGGAUUUUAAGCCAAAGAUCCUCGACAUCGCUGAAACCCGACCCGCCGGCUAUCCUCACCAGGAUCGUCAACCAGAAUGGGAAGAGCUCCCGCGCUGACGACAUCUCUUCUCGUGGGCCUACGUCCGCAAACGCUUCGACCUCCACGCAUUCGCCGAUGACCUCUACCUCUCGCAGAACGCUCGAUACGUCAUAUGGGGGAAGCAUGCCGACGGUGUUAUAUAUUAGACAGAUCAACCGCCGCGGGCUACCCAACCAGGCGGAAUACGUGCUACCUCUCUGCGCGAUGGGACAUCAGACAAUUGGUCAUGCGUACCGGCUAUACAAGGACGCGGAGCUGAUCCCCGAGCGACCGCCAGAUUUCGAGUGCCACACCUGCCUGCUGCCUGGAUCAACCCACUGUCGACUGGUGGCCGACAUGGCGGAUAGUCUGACACACCAAUGCCUUCGAGGUCAUCCACAGCGAACAGCACCACGACGCGCACGACCACAACGUACACGGCGACCGCGAAUGGACACCACGACGGCGACAAACACUACGAUAGACGCGACGACUGUACCUAGCCUAACGAUUGAUAAGAGACACGACAGUCGACAACGAAGAGGGGAGUCAGUAGUGUUGGCAGCUCAGAGGGCGGGUCUCGCUAACGCGCCGCACUUUCUUCGUACGAAGCUCAUUAAGCCCCGAAGCGAAGUACCCCUCCACGAGGGCCUGUACAACUGGGUGACUCAGAGGACGACAAUGAGCGGACGGCUCAACGAGGCGGGUCACCGUAGUGGCAAUACGGACAAAGCUCUUGCGUCAAGCUACUCAGCAGCGCACUCGGAGGAGCCACAGGCCAGGACGACUCAAGGUCAGAGACACAGGCCAGCUCAUGGAAAGAAGGGGUCACAAGCUUGUUUAGUGGAGAGCGUGGAGCGGGUUGCCCGGCGUGGAAUCUGGUCUGUGGCCCACUCUGCAAGACACGGUCGACCUGUCAUGAGGAGACUCUUACAGGCGCGAACCGGGAACCGGAAUUGCGUCGCUGGGUUCCGGCCCUCGGUGGACCUGAAUGGCAGGCAACAUUACGUCCUAACCGGAGACAUCACUACGUGGCUCGAUAGAACGGAUGCGCAAUACGAGUUCAGUCUCUCUGAUAGUGCUUUUCGGUGCCAGACGAUUGCAGAAUUAAUGCGCGCGUGCAGAGCAAGGGGGUGAUAAUCUUAGCCCAUAUAAAUCGGUCGUUGUGACCUAUCAAUCUGCC